This is a messenger RNA of Nestor notabilis (Kea), 2593 nucleotides long. RefSeq names its product leucine rich repeat containing 8 family, member C (gene LRRC8C). NCBI's taxonomy places the organism in Eukaryota, Metazoa, Chordata, Aves, Psittaciformes, Psittacidae. The transcript has 2 exons. Gene Ontology annotation, molecular function: protein binding. Bases 1 to 2409 code for a protein of 802 amino acids. The record is from RefSeq and is a predicted model, not a curated record.
AUGAUUCCCGUGACCGAGUUUCGCCAGUUUUCGGAGCAGCAGCCGGCGUUCAGGGUGCUGAAGCCUUGGUGGGAUGUGUUCACGGACUAUCUCUCUGUUGCCAUGCUCAUGAUUGGUGUGUUUGGGUGCACGUUACAGGUCAUGCAAGACAAGAUAAUAUGCCUUCCAAAGCGCAUCCAGCCUUGCCAGAACCAAUCUAAUAGUUCAAAUGUGUUUAACACAAUCCAGGAUACAACCCCUCUUCCUCCACCCAGGCCAUCCACCCCUCCAGCUACAGUUGAAAUGAAAGGACUGAAGACUGAUUUGGACCUUCAGCAGUACAGCUUUAUAAAUCAGGUGUGCUACGAACGUGCUCUGCACUGGUAUGCCAAGUACUUCCCUUACCUUGUCCUUAUUCACACACUGGUCUUCAUGCUGUGUAGUAACUUUUGGUUCAAAUUCCCUGGGUCGAGCUCCAAGAUUGAACACUUCAUUUCAAUCCUUGGGAAAUGUUUUGAUUCUCCCUGGACAACAAGAGCCUUAUCCGAAGUGUCAGGGGAAGACUCCGAAGAGAAAGAUAACCGGAAGAACAACAUAAACAAGUCUAAUACUAUCCCACCAAGCACUGAAGGCACUUUGGUCAAGACGCAGUCCCUAAAAUCAAUCCCUGAGAAGUUAGUUGUGGAUAAAGGAACACCUGGGGCGUUAGAUAAGAAAGAAGGGGAACAGGCCAAAGCACUGUUUGAAAAGGUGAAGAAAUUUCGACUGCACGUGGAGGAGGGUGACAUCCUCUAUGUCAUGUAUGUUCGCCAGACUGUACUCAAGGUAAUUAAAUUCCUUAUUAUUAUUGCUUACAACACGGCGCUGGUCUCGGAGGUGAAUUUUACAGUAGUCUGUAACGUUGAUAUUGAAGACAUGACGGGAUAUAAGAACUUCUGCUGCAAUCACACCAUGGCACAUCUGUUCUCUAAGCUUUCUUACUGCUACCUGUGCUUUGUAAGCAUCUAUGGCCUCACCUGCCUUUAUACACUGUACUGGUUGUUCUACCGCUCGCUGAAAGAGUAUUCUUUCGAAUACGUUCGGCAAGAGACGGGAAUUGACGACAUCCCAGAUGUCAAGAACGACUUUGCUUUUAUGCUUCAUAUGAUUGACCAGUAUGAUCCUCUCUAUUCCAAGAGGUUUGCUGUCUUCCUGUCCGAAGUCAGUGAAAAUAAGCUGAAACAGCUGAACCUGAACAACGAGUGGACCGCAGAUAAGCUGCGGCAGAGGCUACAGACGAACUCCCAUAGCCAUUUGGAGCUACAGCUUUUCAUGCUCUCUGGACUGCCCGACACGGUCUUCGAAAUUACUGAGCUGCAGUCGUUAAAACUUGAAAUCAUUAAUAAUGUCAUGAUACCAGCAACCAUUGCACAGUUGGACAACCUCCAGGAGCUCUCGUUGCACCAGUGCUCUGUGAAGAUCCACAGUGCUGCCUUGGCGUUUCUGAAGGAGAAUCUCAAGAUCUUAAGUGUCAAGUUUGAUGACAUCAGAGAACUUCCACACUGGAUGUAUGGCCUCAGAAAUUUGGAAGAGCUCUAUUUAAUUGGCUCCCUGAGUCACGAUAUUUCCAAGAACAUUACACUGGAGUCUUUUCGGGAACUUAAAAGCCUUAAAGUUCUUUAUAUAAAGAGUAAUUUGUCCAAAAUCCCACAAUCUGCAGUCGAUGUUUCAAGUCACCUGCAAAAACUAUGCAUCCAUAACGACGGCACUAAGCUGGUGAUGCUCAACAACCUGAAGAAGAUGGUCAACCUGACACAGCUGGAACUGGUUCAUUGUGAUUUAGAGCGCAUACCUCAUGCAGUCUUCAGCCUUCUCAGCCUUCAGGAAUUGGAUCUGAAGGAAAACAACCUCAAAUCCAUUGAAGAAAUAGUAAGUUUCCAACAUCUACGAAAACUGACAAUCCUGAAGCUGUGGUACAACAGUAUAACAUACAUCCCAGAGCAUAUAAAGAAACUCACCAGUCUCGAGCGGCUCUCCUUCAGCCAUAACAAAAUAGAGGUUCUUCCGUCCCACCUAUUCCUAUGCAACAAAAUCAGAUACUUGGAUUUGUCUUACAAUGACAUUCGCUUUAUCCCACCUGAAAUAGGAGUUCUGCAGAGUUUACAGUACUUUUCCAUCACCUGCAACAAAGUGGAGAGCGUGCCAGACGAACUGUACUUCUGCAAAAAACUGAAGACUCUGAAAAUUGGGAAAAACAACUUGUCAGUCCUUUCUCCUAAAAUCGGGAAUUUGGUGUUCCUCUCCUACUUGGAUAUUAAAGGCAAUCACUUUGAAAUCCUCCCACCUGAGCUCGGGGAGUGCAGGGCUCUGAAGCGGACUGGUUUCACUGUAGAGGACACCUUGUUUGAGACGUUGCCUUCUGAUGUCAGGGAACAAAUGAAAGCGGAAUGACUAACUUGUGCUGAGUUACAUACAGAAAUAACGCUUCUACCAAAUACGCUGUAGAAAGUGCAUACUCCAAAUAUGCAUUUAGUUUGUCAUUAUUACUUUUUCUCCUUUUUUCAAGCAGAUCCUUUCUGUACAAACUUGGAGCGAGGAGUACGUAUAUUUUUAAAUAAAAUGUUCUGGUAUUUUU